CUGAUUUUCCCCCAUUUUCUGCUCCCCGUGUCCAUCUCCAAACCAAAACCCGACCAUUAUAGCCCUUCCGCAGAGCGCUCCCCCUCCGCGUCAAAGACAACAAUGGAGAGGGCUGCUCUUCUUCGCUGUUCCUCUCUAGCUUCCAACCGAUUCUUCUAUUUUCCGGGCAGGUCUUUUCCUCUUCGUCUUCCCGCUCCCUUCUCCUCCCGCUCUGCUUCCUCCUUAUCUUCCGCUUCUUCUACCAGCUCCCGCCUACUCCGCCGCCCAAUCCCCGGCCUCAGCCGCCGCUCCCUCCACCGCCGUCACUCCAGAUUGCUCCGCGUCGUUGCUUCUUCCUCGUCGCCGUCGUCUUCUCCACUUCACUCCGAUAAACAUUUCUCCACUCUCUCCGCUCGUGCCGUAGCAACACAACCAGCUCCUCAGUUCUCGUCAGAUGUUGGAGUUUCUGAUGAGGUUGCCGAGAAGCUGGGAUUUGAGAAGGUUUCGGAACAGUUCAUUGAAGAGUGUAAAUCGAAGGCUGUGCUCUUCAAGCAUAAGAAGACUGGUUGUGAAGUUAUGUCAGUGUCAAAUGAUGAUGAGAAUAAGGUCUUUGGCAUUGUGCUUCGUACACCUCCGAAGGAUUCAACUGGGAUUCCACACAUACUGGAACAUAGCGUACUAUGUGGGUCAAGAAAAUAUCCUUUGAAAGAGCCGUUUGCGGAGUUAAUUAAAGGAAGUUUGAAUACAUAUCUUAAUGCAAUUACCUUUCCUGAUAGAACCUGCUACCCGAUUGCUUCCACAAAUACAAAGGAUUUCUACAAUCUAGUUGAUGUAUAUCUGGAUGCUGUCUUCUUCCCUAAAUGUGUGGAGGAUGAACUAAUCUUUCAGCAGGAGGGCUGGCAUUAUGAGCUGGAUGAUCCUUCCAAAGAUAUCACUUAUAAAGGUGUUGUCUUUAACGAGAUGAAAGGCGUCUACUCCCAGCCAGAAAAUGUUCUGGGCCGGGCUGUUCGACGUGCUGUGUUUCCCGACAAUACCUAUGGAGUUGACAGUGGAGGGGACCCCACAGUUAUUCCCAAACUGACAUUUGAAGAAUUCAAGGAGUUUCAUCGUAAAUAUUACCACCCUAGCAAUGCAAGGAUAUGGUUUUAUGGAGAUGACGAUCCAUCUGAGCGACUGCGAAUCCUGAGUGAAUAUCUAGAGAUGUUUGGGUCGAGCUCAUCUCCAAGUGAAUCGACAAUUGAGCCUCAGAGACUUUUCUCAGAGCCAGUAAGGGUAGUGCAUAAGUAUCCAGCUGGUGAUGGUGGUGAUUUGAAAAAGAAGCAUAUGGUGUGCCUUAACUGGUUGCUUUCUGAUAAGACACUGGACUUGGAGACUGAGCUUGCACUUGGAUUUUUGGAUCAACUUUUGUUGGGAACUCCUGCUUCUCCAUUGAUGAAGAUAUUGCUUGACAGUGGUUUGGGAGAUGACAUUGUUGGUGGUGGUAUAGAGGAUGACCUACUUCAACCUCAAUUCAGUAUUGGGUUGAAAGGAGUUUCCGAAGAUGAUAUUCAGAAAGUAGAAGAUUUAAUUUUGAGUACACUUAAAAAAUUAAGUGAAGAAGGUUUUGAGACAGAAGCUCUGGAGGCAUCCAUGAACACGAUAGAGUUUCAUCUCCGAGAAAACAACACUGGAUCAUUUCCUCGUGGCUUAGCACUGAUGUUCCAAUCCAUGGGAAAAUGGAUUUAUGGUUUGGAUCCCUUUGGGCCUUUAAAAUAUGAGAAACCAUUGAUGGCACUGAAAGCUAGAAUAGCCAAGGAAGGCUCUAAAGCUGUUUUCUCUCCUUUAAUUGAGAAGUUUAUCCUGAACAAUCAUCAUCGCGCCAUUGUGGAAAUGCAGCCUGAUACAGAGAAAGCUUCUCGUGAUGAUUCCUUAGAGAGAGAAACACUGGAGAAGUUGAAAGCAAGUAUGACAGAAGAAGAUCUUGCCGAGCUAACCCGUGCAACACAGGAGUUAAAACUGAAGCAGGAAACUCCAGACCCCCCGGAAGUCUUAAAAACUAUUCCAUGCCUUCAUCUAGAUGAUAUUCCCAAACGAACCACUCCCACUCCAAUUGAGGUUGGGGAGAUUAAUGGAGCAAAAGUAUUGCAGCAUGACCUGUUUACAAAUGAUGUCCUUUAUGCGGAGGUAGUAUUUGAUAUGAGAUCACUGAAGCAGGAGCUUCUUCCUUUGGUACCACUUUUCUGCCAAUCACUGCUUGAGAUGGGUACAAAGGAUAUGAGUUUUGUGCAACUUAAUCAGCUGAUUGGAAGGAAAACCGGGGGUAUAUCUAUUUAUCCCUUCACAUCCUCUGUCCGAGGCUCAACAGAUCUAUGUAGUCAUAUUAUCGUUCGAGGGAAGGCCAUGACAGGGCGUGCUGAAGACUUAUUUAACCUGGUAAAAUGUGUUCUUCAAGAAGUAGAAUUCACAGACCAGCUGCGAUUCAAGCAAUUUGUUUCACAGAGCAAAGCAGGAAUGGAGAGCAGCUUAAGCAGUGGUGGUCAUUCAAUCGCUGCGUCAAGGCUGGGUGCGAAGUUUACUACUGCCGGUUGGAUUUCAGAACAAAUGGGUGGUGUCAGUUAUCUUGAGUUCCUGCAAGAUCUGGAAAAGAGAGUUGAUCAAGAUUGGGAUGGAAUUUCUGCUUCACUAGAGGAAAUCCGCACAUCCUUGUUAUCGAAGGAUGGCUGCUUGGUAAAUUUGACUGCUGAUGGGAAGAAUCUCACAACCUCGGAGAAGUAUGUUAGCAAGUUCCUUGAUUGUCUUCCAAGCAGCUCACCGGCGGCAACUGCUUCUUGGAGUGCUCGACUUCCUCCUGGAAAUGAAGCUAUUGUCAUACCUUCGCAGGUCAAUUAUGUUGGCAAAGCUGCUAACCUCUAUGAAGCUGGUUAUCAACUUCAUGGGAGUGUAUAUGUUAUCUCAAACCACAUUUCUAAUACAUGGUUAUGGGAUCGGGUUCGUCUGAUGGGCGGAGCAUAUGGAGGGAUGAGUCAAUUUAAUCCUUACUCAGGAGUCUAUUACUUCGUAUCUUGGAGAGACCCCAAUUUGCUGAACACACUAGAUGUGUAUGAUGCAACUGGGGAUUUUCUACGUGAGUUAGAACUUGAUAAUGAUACUCUCACAAAAUCCAUUAUUGGUACCAUUGGAGAUGUGGACUCGUACCAGCUACCAGAUGCCAAAGGUUAUAACAGCAUGCUGAGAUACCUGCGAGGUUUCACUGAGGAAGAAAGGCAACAGAGGCGCGAAGAGAUACUCACAACUAGCUUGAAGAACUUCAGGGAAUUUGCAGAUGUAGUCGAUGCUGUGAAACAUAAAGGAGUUUCAGUAGCUGUGGCAUCUGCAGGCCACAUAGAUGCAGCGCACAAGGAUCGCCCCAGCUAUUUCCAAGUGAAGAAGGUCGUUUAAGCAUUGGGGAUCACUAGAGUAUCACCACCAAGCUAUCAUCUACCGUUUAUCUUAGUCAGAUGAUUGGACCAACCGGCUGACCUGCUCUGCCCCAGUUAUAGCCAGCUAGAAACCGGAAACAAAGUAUAGAAGAAUAAGAUCAAAAUGAUGGCAGCAUUUGCAAACCUUAUAUGGUCAUUUGUAUCACCGACGAUGAAUAUCAUUUCUCAUUCUGUGUCAAAUCAUCCGACUCUUUUCUUUGCAAAAAGUGGGUCAUUGGUAGAUAGCUUAGCAAGUUAACCUUCAUUCUGGGUUGUUUUUUUCUCGAACCAAAAAACAAAGUUGUGUAAGCAUAUGCAGGAAGCUGAGAAUUACAGAGUGAGCUCUCGUGAUCGAUUUCUCCACCAGCAAGUCGAUCUUGACAAGGAUGAGUACCUUUCAGCAGCAGCGACGCAGUUACAUCAGCAACGAGUUUUCUCAAGGAAAAAAAAGGUCAGCCAUCACCAGCACCAAUCUUUCAGUAGAGUUGACCUUCCUACUGAUCAUCAGAAUUCAGAGGACCACCUUCGAAAUUCAAGGCUAAAAACCAAGAUGAAUUCUUUUUUGAGUUGUUUUGGUACCCUUUGGGGGAUUUGAACUUGUGAAAAAGAUCCAGAGUCUGAUAGGGGAAAGUAGAGAUGCUUUGAGAUGGAGAGGGCCAGUUGGUGCUUUGCCUCAUGGAGGCAUCUUUCACAGGAAUCAUCUCCUUUUUCAUUGCUUUUUCUUCCUGUAGGCAGGUUUAAUGCCUGCCUUUCCUCUAUUAGCUGUUUGGCCUAUUCAUCCUUCUUCCCUUUUUUCGUUUGAACGAAUCAAAUUCUGAAACUGACCCCAAUUGUGUAUACGGUUACCUUUGUUGGAUAGAUCCUAUCCCUGUGUUGCCAGCUACUUGGUUCACCAGAUGGACUCACUUCAAAGUGCUGUGAAAGUCAUGUUGCGUAGAUUGGCAAUGAGUUAAUUUGGAUGUCCAUGUUUAUCUCUAAACAGUCUCGUGUGCAACUUGGCUAAGGGGCAGAAGCUCCUUAGCCUGUGCACAGACAGAACCGCGUGCCACUCAUUCGAUUCAGAUGGAGGCGCUCGGUUGUAUGGCUGAGAAACCGUUUGCUGGAAUCGCGAAUCCACGCUGUUUUAUUCAUGGAGAGGCAAACUGUGACUCUUUAGGCUUAUUGCCUCAGAUGCCCUCAGUAGCAGUAAAAAAUCCUUUCUUGGUGCUCGAUGGAAAAAGGAAAGAGAGAAGGCUUCUGGGGACAUAGACAUAAAUGCAAUUUCUGCAAGCUGGGCUACAGUUCCAAGGGAAAGAAAGGAAAUUGACUUUUUUUUUAAUAUAGAGAGUAGAGCAGUAUGAUCCACGAGUGGAGCUAUGAUUGCAGAUUCUGAAAUGAUGUCGAAGCUAAUAAUUGGCCCCUUUCCGCUGGCUGUGUCUUUAUCUUGUUUCCUUCCCAUACUGUUCUUUCUCCCACCUAUUAUUGUCUUCUUUUCAAGUUUUUAGGGCCCCCAAAUUCUAGGAAUUGCGGCAGCGUAACAAGCCGGUGCUUAGGGGCUCAGAUUGUUGGGUGGAUGGUUUGGUUUAUAAGAUUAGGCCGAUGAUAGCUAGCAGUGUUGGCGUUUUCGGUAAAUGUACUGAGUUGAGAUAUUGGGUGAGGCCCUUUUUAUAUCUCAGACCAAACCAUUGGUUCAACACAUGAGGUGUAGCCGUGUUUGGACUUUGGAUAACAAUUUUGUCCAUACUAGUG
Messenger RNA from Linum tenue, 5144 nucleotides. Lineage: Eukaryota; Viridiplantae; Streptophyta; Magnoliopsida; Malpighiales; Linaceae. The record is from the annotation of a GenBank genome assembly.